AUGCCGCCGACGACUGCAGCUGAAAAGCAGAAAAAAUAUCGCGAUAAGUUGAAAAAAGAAAACCCUCAAAAGUAUGAAGAAAUACAAAAGAAGGUCAAAGAAAGAUGUGCACGUUACUAUGAGAAAAAAAGAGUAAAUAUACUGAAGAGCACAAACAAGAAUUACGGAAUAAAUGGAAGGAAGAUCGAAAAAAAGCAAAAGAUGGCAUCACAAAAUGAACCGGGUACGGCACAUACUUCAAAUUCCAAGCAAGAUAAUAACCAAUUAACUUGCCGUAAUAUGCAACGCCGAAUUGAAUACAGACUGAAACAAGAAACUGCACAACUGAGAUUACAGUUAAACACAUUGACUAAAGAUGAAACAAAGGACACAUAUACGCAAGAAUUAGAAGAGAAAACACCGAGGAAAGAAGUAACAGAGUUCAUAAAUAAUAACAUACCUAACAUUGAAACUCCCAAAAAAGAAGAAGUUAAGAAGAAACUACUGGAACACGAUGUACUAACGAAGUCACUAAAAUUACAAUUCCAAACUGCUAACAAUACUGAAAAGAAUGUUUUGAGAAACGUUUUGGAUAACAACAUUUUGAAAAAAUAUAAACUGAAAACAAGAUUAAGAACCUCCCUGGGAUUUAAGAGUGAUUUCAAAAACUACCGUCAUCAGAAGAUCAGAACCACUGCAUUGCAAAAGAAAAUUGAAUGUUUUUUAACAGAGAUGAUGUUAGCCGCACCACUGCAGGCAAAAAAAGAAUACAGAACCUUCAAAAAAGUUACACGCCAAAAGAGAUAUUUGCUAAACAAACUAAUCGUACUUCAUAGAAAGUCUAUCGCAGAAGAGGUCCAAAUAAGUUUCAGUACUUUCAAAAAGUACCGCCCGUUUUACGUAUUUUCUCCAAAAAUCAAUGAUUGUGAGAGUUGCUCAUGCAAAAAACAUUCUAAUAUGCAAUUUCUGGUUGAUGAACUGAAAUCCCUUAACAUACUUAAAACUGACAAUCUGAAUGAGGUAACAACAGAUUUAGUAUGUGAUUUUUACUCAAAAGAUUGCAUGUAUAAUAAUUGUAAUACGUGUUCAGAAAUUAGAUUAAAAGUUGAUAACGAAGAACUGUCGGCUAAAGUAAGCUGGUUUACUUGGAUUUUAAAAGACCACGAAUAUGAAAAGGAAGGAGAAAAGAAGAAAAUUAAAAAGAUAAUAAAAAUUAAGAAAGAGGGAAAAGGUGCCCCUGAUGGUAUCGGAGGGGCCAUCAAACGAACUCUAGAUGCCAAAAUCGCUCAGGGGAAAGACAUCCCAAAUGCGGAAACAGCAUUUGAUAUUUUGAAUUCGGAGGACACAAGUAUCAAAUUAUUUUAUAUUUCUUCUGUUAACAUCAAGCCUUUACACACAAAGCUUAGUCCUUUGCCGCAAACAAUGAAAAUUCAUCAGCUGAUAACAAUAGAAAAGCUGAAACUCAAAUACAGAGAUCUCAGCUGUUUCUAUGGGGAUCCUAGAGGCAACUGUGAAUAUCACUCACCUGUAGCUCAUAGCUUUUUGCCCACUAUUUACGCAAACGAAAAACACACAUCGAAUAAACAAGAAAAAUGUGAAAAGAAAAAGGAAGUUAAAAAUUCAAAGAAUAGCAAUAAAACUAGGCGAAGACGUGUCAGUUCAUCAACCAAAGAAGACGAAUAUGAUGAUAGAAUUGAAUAUACGGAAAGCGACGCCUCGGCGUUUUUUUCUGAUGAGUCAAUAAGUCUAGAUUUUAACGACGAUGAAAACAAUCUAAUCACAGAACUUGACGAAAAAACAGGUGUUUUGAGGCCAAAAAUUAAUCCAAACAAGAAAGUCACUCUGCUAUCCACAAUAAUUUUAAAGAAACCUAAUGCUGAAAAUAAUCCUAAACAUGAAAGGAAAAGAAAAAUAAUUUGUGAAAAUGAAGAUUCAAUCCAUAAAAGAUUUUGCGAAACUACGAAACAUGUUACUGGGAAAGAUGAUGUGACAAUUUUGUCACAAAUAAGAAAAAACCCGGAAAAUACUGCAAGUUAUGAUUUAAGAGAGAGUUAUUUAUUUGGAAAAGAAGAACCGAUAAAGGAAAUAAGAAGUAACAAAAUUGAGACUGAUAAAAGAAAAAUCGACCAGAACAGGGAAAACAAAAAUGAUACCAAAAAAGAGAUCAAAAAGAAUUUAAAAGAAAAGUUUCUAAUAGAAGAUAAGCACAAAAUUGAGAUUGAAUGUACUAAGAAAGAUGAAAGCAAGGAAAUUCUAAUUGUUAUCGCAGAAGAAGAGAGAAAAGAAGCUGAUGAGAACCCGUAA
This is a messenger RNA of Parnassius apollo (apollo), 2283 nucleotides long. Lineage: Eukaryota; Metazoa; Arthropoda; Insecta; Lepidoptera; Papilionidae. The record is from the annotation of a GenBank genome assembly.